Lotus japonicus is the source of this 2353-nucleotide messenger RNA. Its product is annotated as filament-like plant protein 3. The coding region runs from base 222 to 2186 and encodes 654 amino acids. Lineage: Eukaryota; Viridiplantae; Streptophyta; Magnoliopsida; Fabales; Fabaceae. The transcript is spliced from 5 exons. The record is from RefSeq and is a predicted model, not a curated record.
CUGUCACUAUUCAUUUUGUUUCUAUUUUAUUUUCUGUUCUGUCACCAGAAAACGUGUCGGAUAAUAUUUCAGUACAACCUCUGAAUCUUCCGAUGAUGUUCCCCUGAAAAAAUUCCCCUGACAUUCCUCUCCGAUCUCCGGAGCUUGUCGCCGGCACAAGUGUGGAUUCUCAGAUCGAGUUAUGAUGAUGAUGUUGUAGGUGAGUGAAUGAGCUCACUGUGAUGGACCGAAGGAGUUGGCUAUGGCGGAGGAAAUCAUCUGAGAAAAGUCCCGGUGAGACGGAGAGUUCUGGAUCAAUGUCAUCUCUCUCAGAAAGAUUCUCUGAUGAUCAAACGGUAUAUUCAGCUCAAGCUACUCAAUCACCGGAAGUCACGUCUAAGGCUGCAUUAAAUGAAGAAGAAGUUACUGAUGUUAAGAUUCUUACAGACAAAUUAGCUGCUGCUCUGCUAAAUAUUAGUGCCAAAGAAGACUUGGUAAAUCAGCAUUCUAAAGUCGCUGAAGAAGCUGUCUCAGGCUGGGAGAAGGCUGAAAAUGAAGUGGUGUCUUUAAAACAACAACUUGAUGCUUCAAGGCAGAAGAACUCAAUUCUUGAAGACCGAGUUAGUCAUCUUGAUGGGGCACUCAAAGAGUGUAUGAGGCAGCUUCGGCAAGCUAGAGAAUCGCUAGACCAAAAGUUCCAUGAAGCUGCUGCAAACAAUUCUCAUGACUGGGAAUCCAAAAGAUCUGAGCUUGAGGGCAAAGUUGCUGAGCUUGAGGCUCAACUUCAAGCAUCAAAAGCAGAUGCUUCUGCUGCAUCAAUUCGUUCUGAUCUUCACCAGAAACUCGAGGCUGUGGAGAAAGAGAAUUUGGGUCUGAAACUCGAGCUGCAAUCGCGACUUGAGGAACUAGAGUUCAGGAUUGUUGAAAGGGAUUUGAGUGCCCAAGCUGCUGAAACGGCUAGCAAGCAGCAUUUGGAGAGUGUCAAGAAGGUUGCUAAGCUUGAAGCUGAGUGCAGAAGACUGAAAGCAACGUCUCGUAAAACAUUUUCUGUUAAUGAUCACAGGUCUUUGACUGUGUCUUCAGCUUAUGUUGAGUCCUUCACAGAUAGCAUGUCAGAUAGUAGAGAGAUGGAUGAAUGCGAACCAAGCCAUUCGGAUUCAUGGGAACUUGAUCAAUUUAAGAAUGAAAAGGCUAGUGGAAAAUUUCAUAUGGCCCCUUCAACCGAGAUCAAUCUCAUGGAUGAUUUCCUUGAGAUGGAAAGGCUUGCUUCAUUGCCGGAUUCAGGAAGUGGAAGCCGUUUUGUUGGGGAAGGAGCAGCAUCAGAUCAAUCUAAUGUUGGUCAAGAUACAAUGAAAGCUGAAGUGGAAGCUAUGGUUCAGAAGAAUGCUGAAUUGGAGAAGAAGCUGGAGAACAUGGAAGCAGAUAAACUCGAGAUGGAGAUGAUUUUUUCUGAGUGCCAAAUGCAGCUUGAGACAUCAGAGAAUCAGAUCAGGGCAGCAGAGUUGAAGGUAGCAGAGCUUCAAACUCAGUUAUCUCUUGCAAACAAAUCAAAUCAAGAGCUAUAUGAAGAACUUAAAGAAACAAAAACGAAUAGGGAGAUGGUUGAGUCAAAACUCAAACUUACUCAAACUGAUGUAGAAGAAUUGAUUUCACAAAUCCAUUCAUUUGAGGAAGAGAUUCAGAAGGAGCGAGCUUUAUCUUCUGAGAAUUUGAUCAAGAGAAGGAUGUUGGAGGAUGAUCUUGAGAAGGAAAGAACUUUGUCUGCUGAGAAUUCGAUCAAGAGCAGGAAGUUGGAGGACGAGCUUUCAAGAAUGAAACAUGAAGCUCAAGUUCAGCAAGAAACCAAUACAUUGUUAAAGGAAGGUGUUGAUCAAGAUUUGAAGUUAAAACAGGAGAAGGAAUUUGCAUUGGCUUCUAGUAAAUUUGCGGAGUGCCAGAAAACCAUUGCAUCUCUUGGAAAGCAGUUAAAGUCCCUUGCAACCUUGGAAGACUUUCUACUUGAUUCAGACAAGCCUAUGGAGUUAACUUGUGAAGCUACACUGCAGGGUCCUCAAAAUGGUGGUGAACAAUUGAAAUCACAUAAUAAUAGUGAUUUGGGUUUGCCGAAAAGAGUUUCUGAACCCCCCAUUUCUCAAUUGAAAAGUCGUAACGGUUUUGGUAAGCUCGUCCCUAGAAGCAAGAGUGUAAGCAGGGGAGGCACUCACUGAAACAUCAUGUGAAAGGAUGAGGUUGAGUUGUAAAUUUGGUUUAUUCAUUCUUAUCCGGCUGGAUUCAACAUGUAUGAAUCCUAAGUUGCGUAAUUAUAUAAAUAGCAAUGCUUGUUAAUGUAAAAUUGUUCAAAGUAAAAAUAGUAAUAAUAAAGUCCAAUUUUUAA